AAACUUUUGAAAAUAUAACCAAAUCAGAAGCAAGCAAACAAACAAACAAACAAAGAAAACGUAGAAGAGUUUAUUUAUCUUAUGAGAUGAUGAAUUUUAUUUAUUAUUUCAUUGUAUUUUGGUAAAUUUCUGGAUUUUUAUACUACUACUUCUGGGUUUUAUGGCUUCCUGCGUGUGCUUUCAUUUUCCAAUUAACCGCUGUUAUCUAUCAUCCAGUGAAUGAUAAUACUUGAUCAUAUCAGUACACAAGAGUGAAUAAAUGUAAGGAUGCAAAAGGAUUCAAUGAAUAGAAAUGAAAAUAAGAUAAAGCAAUGGUUUAAUCGUACCUUUAAAUUGAACGUAAAGCCAGUAAAUAAACUACCGAAUCCUUCAUUCACACUACCGCGUUCAGUAAAAGAAGUCGAAACAAACUGUUAUAUUAAUCAACAAGCUUUAACAUUAAAAGCGUUAACAUUUCAUCAAAAACAUUCCGGUCCAAAUGAAGCACCGAAAUUUAUUGGUCUGUUACAAUCAGAAUAUCAUAUUUAUCCUGUAAAAAAUGAUAAUAUAUCAAUAUCUGAUCAACAAGAUAUGCUUAUUAUAUUUGAGCCAAUUUUAUUAUAUUGUUAUGUUCAGUCAACUGCACAAGAUGUAGUGUUCAUAUGGCAGAAAGACUCUGUUGAAAUACAUCCUAAUGAUAGAAUCGAUAUUUUGUGUCAGGAUACAGCAACUCAAUUAAGAAUUAAUUGUCCUAACAUAUCCGACGAUGGAAACUAUGAUUGUAUAGCAGUGAACCCUGAAGGCAAGUGUUCCACUCACACACGAAUUUUUAUCGAAUUACCAAAAGAAGCGAAAAUAUCAGUGAAAUCUAUGCCAGAGCGUAUUCAGUUGAAUGACAUUGAAAAUUCACAAAGUCAAGAUAUUGACUUAGUUGAAUCUCAGGAUAGUGUUAUUCCUGUUGAAAAGCCAAGGAAACUUCACAGCAUUGUUACACAUCAUGGACCAUUGGAACGUUUAGGCCUUCGACGAACAGUAUGCUACUCAAAAAGCUUUAUCAAUCCAAAAAGAAAUGAUAUGAUAUUUAAGUGUAACAAUUUCCCAUCAAAAUUCAACUCAUUUUCUGCCUGUGAAAAUAUUCUCCUUUCAAAUGAAAAACACAUAGGCAGUAGACGAUAUUUAGAAGAUACUAAAGGAUGGAAGUACAGCUCAUUUCGUUAUCUACGCAGUUAUGAUUUGAAUCAAACUCAUGAAUUAAUUCAAGCAUUUGAAAACACUAAGCAAUUCAGCGAUAUAACUAACAAUGGUUUAAGUGCACAGAAGCUAUUGUCAAUCAAAAAUUACAUCAAUUCACGACAUCCUUAUCCUAUCAAAUCUAUGAAUAAUUCUAAUCCGAAGGUGGAUCACAAUAAUUCACCUAACAGAGAUGAAAGUUUGUCAUCCAAAAAGGAGUUGAAAGAGUUGAAUACAGGCAAAAGACGCCAUCAGUCUAGUAUUCUACUGCCUAUCACGAAUACAGAUUUAUCACAAUAUCAGUAUUCUUACUAUCAGGAACAACAAGAUGAAAAUUCUGUUAAUCAUAGAAAAUGCAAUGUAAGAAAACGUCGGUCAUAUGAAACUGAUUCAUUUUGUUCAACCAAAAGUGGGAAUCCCUGGAAACUGUUACCUAAAACCAACAGCAGUCAGCCAAGAAAACAAGGUCCAAACCAAAUACAGCGGACAGACAGUAUAGCUAUGUCAAAGAGCUCAACUACCUCAAACCUGAAGUCACUCAAUGAUAUUAUCUUCUCCUCUAACUUAAUAAACAUUGGUCAUCGAUCAGGCACAGGUUCUUCUUCUAUAUCAGAUAUUAAUCAGUAUUCAGGUUAUCAAUCAUCACAAAGAUCAUGGAGUGAUAUUGAUUUAAAUCCGCUGAGUAAUACAAAACUUAUUGAAGUACGCUAUUUAAAUGAACCGAAUAAAGAGAAUCAAAAAGACUCGAUCAGUAGUGUUGUACAAGAAAUUGUAAUGCAAUAUGUUGAAGCAUCAAAAGGCCUACAAGCAUCAGUUUUUGAAAAUGAAGACUAUGACUACAGAUUCACUGAUAAAGAAGUUAUCAAAACUUCUGAACAAAAGAAGAUUACAGAUUCAGCAGUGGAACUUUCAAAUGAAGAAAGAGGGAACUGUGAACGGAAAGAAGAUUAUAGUUUGGACAAUAAGCCAGAAGUUGUUUCAAUUCCACGUCUUUCGUUUACUUUAAAUGGAGAUGAAAAAAGUAAUGAAUCCAUUAAUCAUGUAUCAAAAAGUCUGAAUCUUUCAGACUGUGAGGAAUCAGAGAAUCAACGAGUUUUAGACUGUUCUAAAAUCAGCCCAUAUGCCUUGACUACAAACGAAAAGCCUGUGGAUACCUCGUCUUCUCCAAUAUACCACGGUUCAUCAGUUGACAAAAAAAUCUGUGCUAAACAGAAUGACUCUCCUCAUAAUAAUAAUAAUGCAUAUUCUUGUGGCAACGGAUACUACAGCUCUUUAGAAAACUUUCGAAAAAAUCCAGAGGCGAAUUCUACCAUAAGCACAGAACAACGCCCACCUGAACCAGUAAGAAAACGUCCAAAUAUCAGCGCCAUAUUAGUUGAUAAAAGAUUGUUCACUGCAUCUAGAUAUAAUAAAAAUAACAUUACAUCAGUAUCCUUAUCUAAUAUAAAAAGUGUAUCACCUACAGAACCAGUAAGUAAGGCGUUUGUAUACGAUGCAGCUGAAUUAGUAAGUGAAACAGUGGAAAGGGAAGCUUGUCAUCAAAGAGAACAUGGCAAAGAGAAGUUAAAACGAUCUGGUGCGAUUAGAAAAUACUCAAGGGAGCAGCGUAAACUCACUGACCGAGAAAACAAUACCCUAUCAAUUGGAAAAAAUGACAAAAUUUAUAAAAAUGACAGUAUUACUUCCUUGAAUUCAACAGCCUCUGCUGCUGAUACCAGUAUCAGUCCUAAAAUAAGCAGUGAAAUUGCAAAAACUUCUAAUCAUAAAGAUGCUGAACUUGAUAAGGCGAUUGUUUAUCCUGAUAUUCAUGAACUUAAUCACAGUCAUCAAAGUAAAAUACGUGAAUUGAUACAAAAAUUUCAAACUCCUUCUAGAACAACUUGCAUAUCUCCAAGUAAGCAAGUUAUCAAUCGUAUACCAAGAUUCAAGAAACAAUUAGAAGACGUGAAAAAUGACGACAACAAUAACUUAACUAAAACUAAUGAGUCAGUCGACAGUAUGUUUUAUAGUACCAUUGGUGUAGGUAAUAUUAUUACAAAAGACAUUCUCAAUAACUCACGCAAUACAACAAGUGUUCGUUCUAAAACAUCUUCAUCAUCGUCUUCAUCACCUCCACCACCACUGCAGUGUCUUAUGUCGGCUACUAAAAUCACACCAGCCGAUCAUAAUUCCUCAGUAUUGUUGCCUACUGCCAAUAAUAUCCAGCGAGAUAACCAACAUGAGCACUGUGAAAUACACUCAGUUAUGCGGACAGUUACAGAGACUGAUUCCCUUUCAGUCACCUCAAAUCAUCAACACACUGACAGACAGAAUGGUCAAAUUAAAAGAAGUUAUGAAUCUGUUUGUCAGCAUGUUUCAAGUAAAAGCAACAUGAAUAACACUGAUGAUUCAAAUUCAUUUAUACCAUCUCUUAAAAAGUACUCUGCUUACUCUCGUGAAGAAGUAAAACAAAGUCAGUGUAAAAUUGUUAAGAAAGAAGCCUAUAAAAAUCAAAGAGGAUCAAUCGCAGAAAGUAAUGAUUCCACAACGAUAACAUUAGUAUCAAAACACUCAUCAAGUCGUCAGUCAGUUGUUUCGCAAAAUGUAUCACUUCAUAAUGCAACGUCGAACCAAAUAAAUUCAAAGUUAUGUACAGAGGCCAAAACAGCUGUAAAAUUGGACAUCUGCAGUUCUGUAGAAGCAUCGAAUAAACCUUAUGUUAAGUGUUUAAGCGAGGAAGUUUCAUUUACAUGUAAAGAAGAUGAAAAUGAGCGCAUUGAAUAUCCGUUAAAAAUCAGUACAAUCAAGAACAUAAAUCCCUGUGAUCAUUAUGAAGAGAUUGGAGUGCUUGGUUAUGGUACCUAUGGACACGUGAUGAAGUGCAAAGAAAAAAGUACUGGUUGUAUAUUUGCAGCGAAAAAGUUUAAAAUUCUACGACUUAAAAGGCAUAAAGGUGAAUUAAUGGAAGUGGCUAUACUACGUGCUAUUGGAAAACAUCCACAAAUAGCUCAUCUACAUGCUGCUUACGAGUACAACAUCUAUUGUACUAUAGUUACAGAAUAUGUCUCAGGUGGAGCUUUGUACAACAGAAUUGAAAAAGAAGGUUCACUAGACGAGGCUAUUACUGUCAGCAUAGUUCGUCAAGUACUACUCGGUUUAAAACAUCUACAAGACUGUUCAGUUAUUCAUCGUGAUCUGAAACCAGAAAAUUUAAUGAUGGUACAAUCAUCGGGAUAUCGUUUAAAAAUUAUCGAUUUUGGUUUGGCUAUCUUUUAUACAGGCAGUCAGUGUCCUCCUAUACCAGCUGGAACAUUGACUUAUAUAGCACCGGAAACACAAAAUUGUGAUCCACAAACAUAUACUACUGAUUUAUGGAGUUUAGCUGUUAUUGCCUACGAAAUUCUUGCAGGUAUUACACCGUUUGAAAUUCCACAAGAAGGAUGUCGUGAUCGAACUUUAACCAACCACGAGAUAUCUUUAAAUAUUACACAUUGCAGAUACGAUUUUGAUGAUCCUGGGAUAGUUGAUGUUUCAAAGGAAGCUAAAGAUUUUAUCAAACAGAUAUUAGUUCGUGAUCCUAAUAAAAGACCGUCAGUACAACAGUGUUUAAAUCAUCCUUGGAUGGCAAUGCGUGAAGAAGACAGACCACCAGUGAAAAGAACACUUUCAUUGUUUCGCCAUAGUACACGAAGAAAGCCUAAAGGAUAUCGUUUCAAACCACGAACAACUCAAAAGGGUGAUCCACAAGAUCCUGUUACAGUUGUCUGAGAAAUCAUAUCUGAACAAUUUAAAUACUUUCACACUGUAAAAGAAAAUCUCCAUCAUUUAAAAGCCUGGACGAGAGAAAUCCACUUUCGUUUUCGUCAAAAGAAAAACAAAAUGAACACAUGAGCAAGGUCAAUGUUAACAGUACGCACGAAAUUUUUUCUUUAAUAAGCGGACAGAUCGAAUUGUCAAGAUCUGAUUAGCAAAAUCUGUCUCAAAGUAUUGAGAAUAUUUUUUGUACUUUUGUUUACUGGAUGAUAUUUCGUUUUUCAUGUGAUUUCCCGUCACUUUUCAUCACUGCAAUGAAUAUAUAUAUAUAUAAACGGUCACAGUACCAUUAUUAUUAUUAUGACUAAAUGUAAAUUACAAUCAUCUUUUCUCA
Molecule: messenger RNA, 5335 nt
Organism: Trichobilharzia szidati
Lineage: Eukaryota; Metazoa; Platyhelminthes; Trematoda; Strigeidida; Schistosomatidae
Source: the annotation of a GenBank genome assembly